Messenger RNA from Malania oleifera, 1867 nucleotides. RefSeq names its product protein trichome birefringence-like 5. The coding region runs from base 147 to 1559 and encodes 470 amino acids. Gene Ontology annotation, cellular component: Golgi apparatus. Gene Ontology annotation, molecular function: O-acetyltransferase activity. Lineage: Eukaryota; Viridiplantae; Streptophyta; Magnoliopsida; Santalales; Ximeniaceae. The record is from RefSeq and is a predicted model, not a curated record. The transcript has 5 exons.
GGAGGUGUCACGAACUGAAAUUCAGAGCAUAAUGUGCAAUAUGGAGAAAGUUUGAGGACCUAACAAAAUUCCUUAACCCUCGCAGUGAAUCACCAAAAUGACGGUGCUUCCCUUCCCUUCCCGUCCCUCCGUAUUGCUCUUAGCGGAUGGCUAGUUCCCCCCUUCCCCACAAGAACCUCUACGCCUUCGUCACCUUCUUCCUCCUCCUCUUCCUCCUGUCAACCGUACUCUUCUUUAGCAAGAGAUCUCUGGAGCCCACUCUUACCCUCUACAGAGCCGUCUCCCGACGACGCCCCGCUCCUCCCCCGCUCCUCUCCCCUCCCGCUCCCUAUUCCGACCUCCCCCCGCCGGAAUCCGCCGUUCCCGUUUCCUCCGGGGAUCCUCCGGGUGAGCCUCUGCAUUCCCACUCUGUUACUGAAAAUGGGACUAGGGGUACAAUGUUUGAUGGUAAUGGUAAUGGUAAUGUCGACGAAAUUGUAUCGGACGAAAGUGCGGAGUGGGCUACAGACUGUGAUUUGUACGUGGGUACCUGGGUGAAAGACGACGAUUAUCCAAAAUACAAACCAGGUUCUUGCCCAUAUGUUGAUGGGGCUUUUAGCUGUCAAAGCAAUGGGCGGCCUGAUUCCGAGUAUCUGAAAUGGCGAUGGAAGCCCGACGGCUGCGAUCUCCCGCGGUUUAAUGCGACAGACUUUUUGGUAAGACUCAGAGGUAAGAAGCUAAUGCUGGUUGGUGAUUCCAUGAACCGUAACCAGUUCGAAUCAAUUUUAUGCCUCCUCCGUGAAGGCUUGCCUGAUGUGAGCAGAAUGUACGAGGCCCAUGGUUACACCAUAACCAAAGGGAGAGGCUACUAUGUCUUCAAAUUUGCUGAUUAUAAUUGUACAGUGGAAUUUGUGCGAUCACAUUUUCUUGUGAAAGAAGGAACCCGCAUCAAUGGGCAGGGAAACUCUAAUCCUACACUAUCAAUAGAUCAAAUUGACAAGUCAGCUAGCAGAUGGAAGCGAGCUGACAUUCUAGUGUUCAAUACAGGCCAUUGGUGGACUCAUGGGAAAACUGCUAGGGGGAAAAAUUAUUAUAAAGAAGGUGAUUACAUCUAUCCAAAAUUUGAUGCAACCGAAGCUUAUAGAAGGGCUCUGAAGACCUGGGCAAAUUGGGUUGAUAAAAACAUUAACCCAGCGAAGCAGCUGGUCUUUUACCGCGGCUACUCCUCUGCUCAUUUCAGAGGCGGAGAUUGGGACUCUGGUGGGUCGUGUAACGGGGAAACUGUUCCAAUCUUGAGGGGGCCCUUCCUUCAAAGCUAUCCUUUAAAAAUGAAGAUAGUGGAGGAGGUGAUACGGGAAAUGGAGGUACCGGUAAAGUUGCUGAACGUGACCAGAUUGACCAAUUUCCGCAAGGAUGGCCAUCCAUCCAUCUACGGCAAGAACUUGAGCUCCGGGCGAAGGGUUUCUACCAGGCGCCAGGAUUGUAGCCAUUGGUGCCUUCCUGGGAUACCCGAUACUUGGAAUGAGUUGAUUUAUGCUACUUUGAUAUCUCAACAAACGCCGUCCAUCAAGAAUCCUUGAUGGAUGCUCCUUCGGCCCCCACUGAGUUUUUAUUUUAAUCCAAUGACUCGCAGUAGCGUUCUUGGUGUGUAUAUUGCAUAGGACCCCAUAGCAGACUCUGUCAUUCAAUUGUUUUCCUCUUCCCCGAAAUUGUAAUGUUUACUUUCGUACCUUCAGAGGUCAAACCGAUGCUUUUUCGAAUUAUUCUUUUCUGCGAUUUUGUAAUGUUUACUUUGGGAACUUCAGACCCACAAUUUAGUAUCCAUUCUCAGAUUCAUUUUUUCCAAUGAGAAGCAGCUCCAGACCCACAAUUUUUUCUUGGGAGGAAA